UCAGAGGUGGACCUAUGACAACUGGUGAUUAUCCAACAAAAGCUAUGAAUAAAACAGCUUUCGAUUUGGAUAAUAUAUUUGAAUCAGGAUCCAGACGCGGGACAAACAGUUGGACAGGGAAAGUCACUGAGAGAAAAGUUGGCGCAAAUAACAAAGCUGAUGAAAGUGGACGAUUUGACGAUUCCAGUCGACUUAAAUCAGCAAAAAGUCAAAAGAAUCGAACGACAAGUCCAGUGCUCGAGGUACCUGGAUAUGAUCGCAUACAACGAAUGGAAAAUGAAAUUAAUCGCCUAAAUCGAGAAAUAGAAUCUGUAAAACGUAAACAAAUAGUACGAGAAGAAGCAUUGAUGGAGGAAUGGCGAGAAAAGAUGAAACGUCGAGAACGACAAUUUGAAGAGGAAUUUGCUGAUUUGGAGGAGAAUUAUCGAAAACAGAUGAGUCGUUUGAAAAAUGACCAUGAAAAUGUGUCGCAAUCGAUUCGUGAUAUGUUCCACAAUCAAAUCGAAACAUUAAUAAAUGGACAAAAAGAAUCAAAAAGUUAUGAGGAAAUGCUGGAGAAAGUGAAUGAAUUAAUUGGAAAAAUAAGCGAAAUGACGAUAAAUUUGCAUAAGCAAACGGACAAAAGUAACUCCGAUCAGAGCCAUUACAUUUCAUUCAGAGAGCAACAACUUGAGAUUCGAGAAGAAAGAAUCAAAAAGGAACAGGAAUGGCUGGCGAAUGAAAAACAGCAUGUGAUGGAAUUAAAUUUGAAAUUACAAAGUCUGUACGACAAUAAUGAACAAAAUACGCUAAAAGAAAAGUGGCAAGUACGUGAAGAACGCCAAAAACUGAAUGCAGAAAAAGAAGCAUUUAAAAAUGAGCAGUUAAAAAUACUAGAUGCAACGGAACAACAAAAGAUCGAACUUGAAACUUCAAAGUCCAAUUUUCUGCGUGACCAACAUGAUCUAAUAAUGCGAAUAAUGGCAGCAAAAUCAUCAUUGGAAGCUGAAAAGAGUACAUUUGAUGCGCAACGUCAACAAGAUGUGGCAAGGUUAAAAAUGGAAGCCGAACAGCUUGAUCAUAAAUUGAGAGAGGUGCAAAAUGCUGAAGAUAUUUUACAGAAUACGCAACGAAUUUAUGAACAAAAAUAUCAACAGCUGGUGGUAUUGGAACGAGCACUUAUAGAUGAAUGUUUCGAACUGGAACGAUGUCGCAAGCAAUUAGAAACCAUUCAAAAUGACAAUCGAAAAAAACGUAAUCCAAGGAAUGAACAGUUUCAGCAAGUAAUACCAACACUGGAUACAAACGGUUCAGACUUCAUCACAGAUCCAUACAUCGAUGAAAGGCCUAACCGAAGGGAGAAAAAAAGCUAUCAAGCAAUAUUAAAGAUGCAUGCCGGAACAAUGGAGAGUGUUGCUUCAGGACAAAGUCUAAAUACGCAAGCCUGA
Messenger RNA from Loa loa (African eye worm), 1427 nucleotides. RefSeq lists its product as hypothetical. The transcript has 12 exons. Gene Ontology annotation, cellular component: centriole; ciliary transition fiber; ciliary basal body. The coding region runs from base 15 to 1427 and encodes 470 amino acids. The record is from RefSeq and is a predicted model, not a curated record. Gene Ontology annotation, biological process: establishment of epithelial cell polarity; cilium assembly. Lineage: Eukaryota; Metazoa; Nematoda; Chromadorea; Rhabditida; Onchocercidae.